Prunus avium (sweet cherry) is the source of this 1747-nucleotide messenger RNA. The record is from RefSeq and is a predicted model, not a curated record. NCBI's taxonomy places the organism in Eukaryota, Viridiplantae, Streptophyta, Magnoliopsida, Rosales, Rosaceae.
CUCUCUCUCUGAGUUUCCUUCCACAGACAUGGCGAAGCACUACAGGCCUCCCGGGAAGAAAAAGGAAGGUAAUGCUGCAAGGUACAUCACCAGGUCACAAGCCGUCAAGCAACUUCAAGUCAGUCUAUCCCUCUUCAGGAAACUAUGUAUUCUCAAGGGGAUAUUCCCAAGGGAGCCAAAGAAAAAGACCAAAGGGAAUCACCAUACUUAUUAUCACUUAAAGGAUGUUUCGUUCAUCCAACAUGAACCAUUACUCGAGCGCUUGAGAGAGAUCAGGGCUUAUCAACACAAAAUAAAGAAAGCCGAGGCCAAGAAGAACCGGGAUCUUGCUACUCUUCUCACACAAAGAAGACCUUCUUACAAAUUAGACAAAAUUAUUUUGCAGAGGUAUCCGAAAUUCCUUGAUGCUCUUAGAGAUUUGGAUGACUGUAUCACAAUGGUUCACCUCUUUGCUGCCUUACCUGCUAUUGAGGGCUGUAUCGAAGUGAAACGCAUCCAUAACUCUCGGAGGUUGGCUCAUGAAUGGCAAGCUUACAUAUCUCGUACUCAUAGAUUGCGUAGAGUCUUUGUGUCUGUUAAAGGCAUAUAUUAUCAGGCCGAGGUUAAAGGGCAAGAGGUCACAUGGCUGGCUCCUCACCCUUUGCAGCAAGUUUUGACUGAUGAUAUUGACUUCAAUAUCAUGCUAAACUUUUUGGAGUUUUACGAGGCACUUCUUGCCUUUGUGAAUUGUCAUUUAUAUCAUUCCAUAAAUGUGAGGUAUCCACCCAUUCUUGAUCCUCGAUUGGAAGCUGUAGCAGCAGAUCUUUAUGCUCUAUCAAGGUACUUUGAUGCAAACUCUCAAUCCUCUGCGUGGGAUCACCAAACUCCAAGUUUGUCUGGAUCUGGGAAAGUUGAGAGCCAGCAGAUUGGACCUUCAAUUGAUGAGUCUGAACUAAGACUUGCACAACUGCAGCAUCAACUCCCCUCAAAUGAACCUGGUGUAUCGAUGCACCUUGUUGGGGAUGUUCCGGGUGAGGAUAAAGAGGAUAAUGAGACGAGGGAGUGCAAGAAACUCUUCAAAGAUAUGAAAUUUUUCUUGAACCGUGAGGUUUACAGAGAGUCUUUGCUUUUUAUCAUACCUGCUUUUGGUGGAAUUGUUUCCUGGCAAGGAGAUGGGGCUCCUUUUGAGGAAGAUGAUGCCAGCAUCACCCAUCAGAUUAUUGACAGGCCAAGGCAUGAUGGGAAGAUCUGUGGUAGACAAUGUGUUCAGCCACAGUGGGUCUAUGAUUGUGUAAAUGCUCGGAUCAUUUUACCAACUGGGGAUUAUUUGGUGGGAAGGGAUCUUCCUCCACACUUGUCACCUUUUGAUGAUAAUGACUAUUUCGAGAUCACUGAACGAGGGAGGGCUGCUGGCAUAAAUGAAGUCCUGCCAAUGUUCGAUCCGGGAUGUGACACAAUGCUUGGAAUGGAAAGAGAAGACUUGGAAGAUCCUCUGAAGUUACUGGCCGAAGGUGUUAUUAACCGAGCAGAAGCAGAAGCUGCAAAGGAAAAGCGGAAGAAGAUGAAGGCUCAUGAGAAGCAGUAUCAUCAUGAAUUAAUUAUGGAAAUUCAGGGUGUCACACAUCCAUCAUCUAUCUCGAAUAUAGAUAAUCUGAGCAUCGAUAGGGAAGAACCUCAUCAUGAUUAUGUGCAAGUUGACGAGGAUAACAGAAUUAUGUCUAAACUUGAAUGGUCACGUCGAUUCAAGGGGCGUAUUAAAGCCAUGAGG